GGGUUCCUGUAGUGGCGCCACUUCCUCAGGUCAAUGGCUGGUAUAGUCACCUCUCCCAGCCCCGUUCGGGACUGUUUGAGGCUGUAGAGCUCAGAUGGCACUCUGGACCCCACCUCGCCCCCACUCACCAGCCAUGGCUGAAAAGUGUGCCACAGCUUAACCUCCUUCCGUGAUGAACUCGAAGAACCCCAAGAAGUGCCCCCAGUACAAGAAGAGUAGAAAGAAGGCCCAGGAAAAAUUUGCCAGGAAGUUUCCAUACAGGUUCUCUUGGCUGACAGAACCUACUGUAGAGUUCCUGAAGCCCUGGGAGGUCACGAAGAUGACCACCACACUGAGGGAUCAGCUGCCCCUGCAGAAGACUUUGAUGCCAACAAGAUCCAUUCCAGUCAGAGGGCUUGGGGCCCCAGAUUUUACGUCACUGUCCUGCUUGAACCCUCCGCUGCCACCGCCUCUACUGAGCCAACUUUGGGAACUCAAGCUAGUGAGCCGCCGCUUCCCUAGGCCAGGCGCCCCCACUGUCCCCCCCCGGCACCUGCGCUGCCCACCCCUCCAGAGGCCUCCUCUAGAGCCCGGCUCCGAGCGGCCUCCCUCACGGCCACCUGUCCCGGGCUCUCCAAGUGGUGGCCACAGAGCACUCCCUUCCGGACAGAGGUGAACUCAAGUGAGGGGAACCACCCUGAUGGGGCUCUUCAUCUCCUCAGAUCCCACGCCAUGUGAAUAAACUUCACAGAUUCAAAUCCUA
Callorhinus ursinus (northern fur seal) is the source of this 742-nucleotide messenger RNA. The record is from RefSeq and is a predicted model, not a curated record. NCBI's taxonomy places the organism in Eukaryota, Metazoa, Chordata, Mammalia, Carnivora, Otariidae.